AUGAUUGCGUGUAGAUUACAGACCACUCGAGCCACUUCUGUAAUUCCGAUUGGUCAAUUACGGAUCAGUCUUGGCGAGUAUAAUCUAAAAGGACCGGAAGUUCCAGAAUCGAAAGAAGAAAGAGUAGUGAACGCUAUUCUGCACCCUGAUCAUAAGUGCGGAAAAUACAUGGACGAUAUCGCCCUUCUAGAACUUGCAAGGCCGAUUAUUUGGUCGGAUAGCGUGAAACCUGCUUGUUACCUGUGGCCACAGGAAAACCAGGGUAUAGCGCCUUCAACGGAGAACUCGCCAAGGCUGCUGGAUGGGGGUGGUUCGGCGAAGACAGGUCCAAAUAUAAACGUGCAGACAUAUUACAAAAAGUGGAAGUACGCGUGAUCGAGAACAAUAUAUGUCGUGAAUGGUAUGCCAGUCAAGGAAAAUCAACCCGUGUAGAAUCAAAGCAAAUGUGUGCCGGCCAUGAAGAAGGUGGUCGCGAUUCUUGUUGGGUAAGUAAAAUCUUCU
Messenger RNA from Apis florea (little honeybee), 501 nucleotides. Its product is annotated as clotting factor G beta subunit. Gene Ontology annotation, biological process: proteolysis. The record is from RefSeq and is a predicted model, not a curated record. Gene Ontology annotation, molecular function: serine-type endopeptidase activity. Lineage: Eukaryota; Metazoa; Arthropoda; Insecta; Hymenoptera; Apidae.